Messenger RNA from Seriola aureovittata, 3448 nucleotides. RefSeq names its product mitochondria localized glutamic acid rich protein a (gene mgarpa). Lineage: Eukaryota; Metazoa; Chordata; Actinopteri; Carangiformes; Carangidae. The coding region runs from base 135 to 1862 and encodes 575 amino acids. The transcript has 8 exons. The record is from RefSeq and is a predicted model, not a curated record. Gene Ontology annotation, cellular component: mitochondrion. Gene Ontology annotation, biological process: anterograde axonal transport.
ACAACAUACUUGCGUAAGCGAGGGCAGGUCCAUCCUCCGCCUCCUCGCACGCUUCUCUGAGCAGGGUAGAGCAGCCAUUCAUCCAGCAUUUGCUGAAGCUGCAGCAUUUCCACAGGAGCACUUGGAGAGCAGCAAUGUUUUCCUGCAGAGUGGCUUGGCAGAGGUGUGGGCCUCUGGCACGGAGAGCAGCCUACAGGUUGCCUCGGGAGGCUGUGCAGCGGCGGCAGAUGUCUUCACUUCCGGGUGGUUCAGGGCAGAACAUAGUCUACACCCUGCUGUGUGGUGGAGCCUUCGUUGGUGCUGUGUCAUAUGCAUACGUCACCGUGUCCACAGACGGCGCCAGGUACAACGAGCGUGUUGCACAAAUCAAGGCCAGACCCAAGACAGAGUGGGUACCUAAACCAUGGCCACCAAAGAGUAGGGAUGAUGAAGAGGAUGGAGAGGAGGAGGGGGCGGCAGCAGCUGAGGGAGAGGAGGAGGCUGCAGCUGCUGACGGCGAGGCAGAAACGGUUGUGGAGGCAGUCGCCGAGGUAGUCGGCGAGGCUGCUGAAGUCGUUGUUGAGGUGGCGGAGGGCGUCGCCGAGGCUGCGCAGGAAGUGGAGAAAGUUGCAGAAGAAAUCGCCCAAGUGGCUGAAACGGUCGAGGAGGCCGCCCAAGCUGUCGCAGAACCGGCCGUCGUUACUGCUGAGGACCCCGAAAGCAACGUGCUGCUGGCAGCUGCCUCUACCCUAGAGGUACCGAAGGAAGAGUUUGCAUCUGCCAACAUUAAGGUUGCACCUAAGGAAGAGUUCCCAGCACCAGAAGAAGGAAAGCCUGUAGAAGAAAUUGCUCCACUAGAGGAGGCCCCUGCAUCAGUAGAGGCUGCACCAGUGGUUGAAGAGGCCCCCACAGCUGUGGAGGCAGCACCAGUGGUUGAAGAGGCCCCCGCAGCAGUGGAGGCAGCACCAGUGGUUGAAGAGGCCCCUACACCAGUGGUUGAGGAGGCUUCACCAGUGGUUGAAGAGGCCCCUACACCAGUGGUUGAGGAGGCUUCACCAGUGGUUGAAGAGGCCCCUACACCAGUGGUUGAGGAGGUUGCACCAGUGGUUGAAGAGGCCCCCGCAGCAGUGGAGGCUGCACCAGUGGUUGAAGAGGCCCCUACACCAGUGGUUGAGGAGGCUGCACCAGUGGUUGAAGAGGCCCCUACACCAGUGGUUGAGGAGGCUGCACCAGUGGUUGAAGAGGCCCCUACACCAGUGGUUGAGGAGGCUGCACCAGUGGUUGAAGAGGCCCCCGCAGCAGUGGAGGCUGCACCAGUGGUUGAAGAGGCCCCUACACCAGUGGUUGAGGAGGCUGCACAAGUAGUUGAAGAGGCCCCUGCAGCAGUGGAAUCUGCACCAGUGGUUGAAGAGGCCCCCGCAGCAGAAGAGGCUGCACCAGUGGUUGAAGAGGCCCCCGCACCAGUGGAGGCUGCACCAGUGGUUGAAGAGGCCCCCGCAGCAGAAGAGGCUGCACCAGCGGUUGAAGAGGCCCCCGCACCAGUGGAGGCUGCACCAGCGGUUGAAGAGGCCCCCGCAGCAGUGGAGGAUGCACCAGUGGUUGAAGAGGCCCCUGCAGCAGUGGAGGCUGCACCAGUGGUUGAAGAGGCCCCUACACCAGUGGUUGAGGAGGCUGCACCAGUAGUUGAAGAGGCCCCCGCAGCAGUGGAAUCUGCACCAGUGGUUGAAGAGGCCCCCGCAGCAGUGGAGGAUGCACCAGUGGUUGAAGAGGCCCCCGCAGCAGUGGAGGAUGCAACAGUGGUUGAAGAGCCCCCGCAGCAGUGGAGGACGCACCAGUGGUUGAAGAAGCCCCUGCAGCAGUUGUUGAGGCUUCAGCACCAGUAGAUGUUGCACAGGUGGUGGAAGAUCCCAAGAGAGAGUACAUUGUUGUUGUUUUGGAAGGAACACCUAAAGCAGAAAAGAGGCCUAAGGUGCUGGGAGUGGGGCCCAUGACUGGUAGAAUCAUCCCAUCUCCAGAUGAUGACGAUGCCCCUGCUUCUGAGGGUAGGCGACGUCUUCUUAGGAUGCAAAUGCAGUAGUUCCAACAAAGUAAACAGCUCCUGAAUGAUGACUUUAUGUCCUGAGGAAGAAGAGGAUGUGCCUUUUCCAACACUUUCCCUUCCUCCUUUCAUCCUGAAACACAACGGACUGAUGUGUAGUUUCACUCUGAAGACACUCAAUGUACAAUAUAACUGUCAUCCCACAGUGUUAGCAUUGGCCCAUAUAGCCCACUCCUGUGACACUCCACAUUGACUUACAUGUCUUGUCUCUGUAGACCCUGAUGAACCCAGUGUGUAGUUCAACAGAGCUCUGCUUUAUCCUCUGUAAAGUUUAAUCUGUUUAAAGAUGUGAACAAAACUGAGCCAUUCACCUGUUUUUACCUGUUAGUUUACGCCUCAAACGUCACUCCAGUGGAACUUAAUACCACCACAUCCUGUUAGCCUAAUCACUGCCCAGCCACUUGUGAUGUGAACCUACAGUAUUAUCUUUUCAAGCGGGGGUGGUGUUAAAUCACCAGCAUUCUUUACAUUACCUGACUUCAGGUCUACCUUCUGCUUCUGUUGGUUUGAAAAUGAUCUGCUGGAAACACUGGCUGUAGAGCAUGUGUACAGUAGCUCUUGUGCUACCUCAGUUUUCCUCAUGUUUCCAGUCUCUGACACGACGACCUCACUAGUUUUUCAGCCACUACCUUCAAUAAGCACAUUCUUCUUUUUCAGAAGCUGUGAUUUAAUCAGCACAACAACUAAUCCUGUAAAACUGCUUCUGCACAGCUCACAUUGGGUUAAAACUCUGAAGAGUGUUUAAAAAGUACAACACAGUUGGGACCUCGGUGAUCAGGCCGUGGUCACUUUGAACGUUUCAGCACAUAGAGCAAAACAACCACUGUUCGUUCCUCCAUAGUUCUGGUAGAUGGAUGAAUACACAGUAAAUGUACAAAACAUUGGGAACCACCCUCCUGUUAUAAUCCUAUCUUAAGAGCUUUUCUUGUGUUGUUCUAGCGGUCAGACCUGUGUGGAUGUGAUUUGAGGGCUUGCAGCAAGUAUGAACAGUCAUGAUACUGAUGUUGGUAUGACAUGAAGUUUGUGUGUGGGAAUUGCAGUAUGUCUGAAGGAAAGUCACCAGUGUGAAUUGCUUUGACAGCUCUGUUGUAGUCUGUUGGUUUCCUCUUUCACAUUUUCUCACCUCAGCUAUUGAAUUUCUGAUUUUCUUAGUUUGGCAUACAGUAUUUGAAACAGAUCUGAGAUCAAGAAUUCAACUUCAGUGUUAGUAUACUGUAUAUUUCAAAAUGGAAAUUGGAUUUAGAAUGUUACACUUUGUCUAUUUCCUUCCAAUAGGAUGUGAGUGGAUCCCUUUGAGCGAAGGGGCAGCAACUGUGACUGUGAGACAUUACUGUUUUUCUUGUUUUGCAAAAUAAAGAGGGAUUAAAGGUU